Microstroma glucosiphilum is the source of this 3661-nucleotide messenger RNA. RefSeq lists its product as hypothetical. NCBI's taxonomy places the organism in Eukaryota, Fungi, Basidiomycota, Exobasidiomycetes, Microstromatales, Microstromataceae. The record is from RefSeq and is a predicted model, not a curated record. Gene Ontology annotation, molecular function: protein binding. The transcript has 3 exons. Bases 326 to 3586 code for a protein of 1086 amino acids.
CACCUCUUCCUUCGCACCACCAGGGUCACAACCAUCCUUCCUCCCCAUCCUUCAGUCUCUUCUAUAUAGCAUCACACAUCCACUAUACCAGCAGCGACAAACACCACCUGCAUCGCCUCACUUCUCAGCGAUCUCCUCCACUUGCCAGGAACCUCUUCGGCCACUUUCCCGGAGCUUGCUUCGAGCAAUCCACCCUACCUCGACCAGCUGGCGAGGUGACACAGGCUCACAGGGACAUCUACCAACAGCUUCGGGUUUAUAACGGGAGGCUCCAGACUUAUCUCUGGGCCCCCGACUCUUCUGUCCCCGUUUCUUCUGAUCGAGGAUGACUGCAGUACAAGAUCGCGUCUGGGGUCUCCACGAGUUCGUGGCAGAGAACCCGGAUGAAGUCUCUUUCAAGGUGGGAGAGGUGGUCAUGAUCGUCGAGCGUGACGAUCAGUACGGUGAUGGAUGGUGGCAGGGUACCAACGAAAGGGGCGAAACGGGUCUCUUUCCCUUUUCAUAUACCACACUAGACCGAGAGCUAGCCAUGAACUCCAAGGCGCUUGCAAUGAGUGCCGGAGACGGAGGACUCGAGGCCCAAGUCAAGCCAGAACAGCAGCAGACUCAGCAGCAACAGCAGCCAGGCGUGAUGAAGACAACCAUGGCUGACGUCGAUGCGGCUCUGACUGAGCUACAAGGCGGACGUGGAGGAGGUACGGAUGGUACUUCCGGAGCUGCCGCUCCUGGUCGCGGUGUUCGCGAAUCAUUCCAGUCUGAACGCACCGCUGAUCUAUCGGUGGACGACCAUACGGACGGCGGAGACGGCGAUGGCCGGGUGGAGGAUGAAUACCAAUCUCGGGCCAACGCUCGAGCAGCUCUGGCCGCCAAUGCCAAAGCAAAUGCCGCCUCUCAGAUGGAAAAGGAACGCGCCGAGCAGGAGCGCAUGAGAGCUCAGGCCCAGAAGAUGUUCGAGGAGGAAGAAGCUCGACAACGUGAGAUGCUACUCAAGAAGGAGGCAGAGAGAAAGGAAGCAGCAGCAAAAGGGGAGCUGAACCUGGCGAGCGCUAACGCCUCGAAACCAGCUCCUAUCGAAGGAGUGGACAUGAGCGAUGACAGUGACUCAGAGGGCAGCGUCAAUGGCCUAGAUGCCUACCCACAAGCGGCGGCUAAAACACAUAGCCCCCUCUUCGGCGGUCAAGACCGCGCCACGUUUGCUGGUCCUCAGCCUGCUUCUAGCCAGCAGUCCAGCUAUCCUGCGCAAGACCAGUCUGCAUCUCAAACACCGAAGUUCACAUCUCCCUUCAUGCCCUCCUCUGGCACCUUCCAAAGUCAAGGGGGCCCUGUAUCGUCCAGCCUCGAUGACGGACCUAGCCCUAGCACGAUUCCCCCCGUGCAUGACACGAAGCGAGCCUCUACAAAUUCGCACUCUCGGUCUGUGUCUGGCCUCAGUCCUGUCAGCGAAUACGAGGCACCUCCUUACCCAAAGAACUUUUCAGCAAUCGGUAGCAAAGAAAAGUCCGACACGGCUCGCAGCCCUCCUGCUAUGGCUUCACAGUACGAGGCGCCUCCUUAUCCCAAGUCCCCGGGAACCGGUGAGGAGCGUCAAGAAGGUUCUUCUGCCACUGCUUCGGGUGGAUUUAGGGGUUCUGGAGGUGCGGCAGCGCCUUAUUCCGCGCCCGGACCACCGGGCUCUCCAUUGAGCUCUCAUCGAGCGGCAGGUGAUCGCUCCCUGGACCAACGGUACUCCGCUGGCUCUGCUGCCCCGGCUCUCAGUUCCAACCACUUCGACUCGACUUCCGGAUUUGGCUCCGGCACGCAGACCGCUGCUACAUCUGUUGCAGGCAGCCGAGACACGCCCAAGAGUGUAGUUGCACCUGCUGCUACUGGCAGCCCUGUCCCUUCCUUCGGAGCUUCUCGACAGAACCAACAGGGGGGAGACCCAAAUGAUUGGGGCGUGGAACAAGUAGUGGAGUGGGCGCGAUCGAAAGGCUGGGACGAGGCAAGCGUGGUGAGCAAGUUCCAGGAGCACGAGAUCUCCGGUGACGUCUUACUCGAGAUGGACAUCAACAUUCUGAAAGAGAUCGACAUCUCAGCCUUUGGGAAGCGAUUCCAGGUCGCAAAUGCCAUCAAGGAGCUCAAGGGCAGUAGCGCAAGACCUUUGAGCCAAGGUGUUGCACUCUCGAGUCCUGGGGCGCCACCUUCUGGAUACGGGUAUGCUCCUUCCUCUCACUCGGCACGAACAACCAGUGACAAUCACGCUAGAAGAAGCCAAGACUCGCAACCUCCUAAUCAAACACCUGCAUACCCAGUUGGCCAAGGGGCACCUUCAGGUUUUGGUGGCCCAUUUGGAAGCUGGACGAAUGGAGCCCCGAGCGGCAUUGGCAUGGGACCAUCUCCUUCACAGGACCCCUCCGUCCCCAGCGAUUCAUCUGGAACUAACCGGAUUGUGAGCUUCGAUCGCAACACCUAUCCAAACAACUUCUCCAGCACCGUCGGCAGUAGCCCCAACCCCAACUCGUACGAUGGCUCUCGCUCGACUAUGCCCCGGUCGCGUGAAACCACUGGAACCUCGGGUGCUGUCCCAUCGUCUCCCUCGACGGAUCAGCAGGCAUCUGGCGGCGUCUCUUCGCCCGGACCCACUCGGGGAAAGACUCUGUCUGAGCUUGCAGACGAGGCUCUGAUUAGCCGCAAGUCUGUGAGUGGUCCUAGUGCUGCAACUGGAGCAUCUUCUCCUACCACUGGUUCUCCAGCAAGGAAGCGUGACUCUGGAGGCGCCAAGCAGCCUGGUUCUGGAGAGCGAGCUUCGUUCUUUGGCAGGAUGAAGCGUGGGCCGGGGUCGAGCGCUACCACCGGGUCCUCUGCUGCAAAUAAGGGCGGCAAAAUCUCUCACAGCGACCUCAAGAACCAAAUCUCCCUACCCACCAGCAGUCCGACCUACGACAGCGUUGGUGAUACGGCUCGUCGGGGGAUGAUCGCGCAGGGCAAUGGUGCCUCUGGCGGCAAAGAUGCGGCUGGCAGGUCUGACCUUACUGGCUCAAAUUUCAAUGCUUCGGUAGGUGAGGGUGAGGGACCUGUCAUGGGUCGCAUCAGACCUGUCGAUUUGGAAGGGUGGAUGAAGAAGAAGGGCGAAAGGUACAACAGCUGGAAGCCACGCUACCUCGCCCUCAGGGGCAGUGAUCUGGUCAUCCUGCGAGACCCCUCAGCUCCUAAGAUUAAAGGCUACGUCUCGAUGAAGGGCUACAAGGUCAUUGCUGACGAGAACACCAAUCCUGGAAAGUAUGGCUUCAAGAUCCUGCACGAGACGGAGAAACCGCACUACUUCUCCUCUGAUGAUCCUAUUGUAGUCAGGGAUUGGAUGAAGGGAUUGAUGAAGGCUACUAUUGGCAGAGACCACAGCUUCCCUGUCAUCUCUUCCUACAACAACGCCACGAUCUCCCUAGUCGAUGCGCAGAAGAUGAACCCACCGCCACGACCUCCCUCGCCUAUGUCUCGGGCUCGUACGCAGAAGGCAAAGGUGAGGGACAACACUACCGAGCUCACGGCAAAGGAUGCCGCUGUCCUAUCUAGUAUGCCUGCCGGCGGCCCAGGAUCUAAAGGCAUGUGAGGAUCGUACGAAUGUGUUCUGCAAGCGUGCCGUGGUCUGCUCCUUGCAAUCUUUCUUCAUUUCUUCCUUCAUCCA